UCACAUUUUAUUUCUGUGAUUAUUUUCCCCCCUGCUUAUACUUUGAAGCAUUCCGUGCUUCCGGACAUAGUGGCUUACAAAGCUUUUGGGGACCGUGGCCUCCGAAGGCGUCCGGUCGCCUGACCUUAGGUUUACCCGUGGUUAAGGAUAAGACAGUGUCUUGGUGACAACAGGGUCUUUGACGAACCCUAGGAACUGAAGUUGGGGAGGAGGAAGAGGCCUGCAGCAGAAGCGGGCUGCCCCUGAAUUUCUGCCCUGUCGGACGCCGGGGGCGCGGGCGGGCAGCCCCACAGGCCAUUAGCAUGCAGGAGUCGCGCGCGCCGUCCUUGAAGGGCUGCCCGGCUGACCUUGCUCCGCUUUCUCCCGAGCAGUCUCCAGGAGCGUGCGAGGACGCGUUCACGGCGGUGACUCAGUGCCCUGCGCGCCGCAUGCAAAUGAUCCUCUCCAGCAAGCCCAGCUCCGCAGCCUCGGCUUCCCCAUUCUGCCCUCUUUUUAAUUCUACGAUUCCAACUCGGCGUUUUCCGCUCCAUCCCCUCCCCCUCUUCACGGCCCGCCUGUCAUUAGUCUGACUCCAGGAGUGUUUUAUUUUCCAUUCCCAUCCCCAGAACUGAAGGCCAACCUUUGCGCUUCCUCGCUUAGGGCCGAGGGAUCAGACGUGGCCAUCCUAGUUGAGCCCCAAGCUCUGGGCGACCGCGAUCUGAGCCCAGCCGGAGGGGGCGGUAAACCGCGCGCUGGAGCGCACGGGCGGACUGUGCCCAGCCGGAUCCCCAUUGGCCAUCACCUCAGCGGGAGGGGCCGCCCCCGGCUUGGGGCACCUGCCGUCGCCCCUCCGUGGGGGAAAUCAGCAGCUGCCGGGCACCCACUCCCGGAGGUAAAAGACAGCGGAGGGAAGGCCUGGGGCUGCGGUCGAGCUUCUCGCGGGCGGCCCUGUCCUGUUGCCGCUGCGGCGCCGGAGACAUUCAGAUGCCCCCUGCUCGGGCUGCUCCAGCCGGAAACUUUGCCCUGCGAAGUCCUCCGCCCGCCGGACCACGCUGUGAGACGCCGGUUCGGCCGCGCGCCGCCGGGGUCUCAGAACCCAGAGCGUGAUUGCCGGGCCUCCCCGCACCCCGCGCCCGCGGCGCCCCGCGACCAGGAUGCGCUACGCAGACCCCUCCGCCAACCGGGAUUUGUUGGGAAACCGAACUUUGCUCUUCAUCUUCAUCUGCGCCUUCGCCUUGGUGACCUUGCUGCAGCAGAUCCUGUAUGGCAGGAACUACAUCAAGAGAGGCCUCCAGUUUGGUUGGCAGAGUGGUGACCAGCUGGCCAAUUGGACGGGGCUCUUUAAUGUCACCGACAACCCAGCAGUGCAGAGCAGCAGUGACUCCAGUUCCAGGAGCCACAGAAGGAACCAGUCCAAACGACCAGUCUGGAAGACUCCAAACAGGACCACAAAGAAAAUCCAGACUGUGCUCAAAAAGGCCCUGAUCAGAUCUUCUCACUGGAUACAUGCUGGGGAGGUCCAGGCGGAACUGGAAAGUGUGUACUUUGAAUUUUACGAGGGGCCUUUUGAAUAUAACUCCACAAGAUGCCUGGAGCUGAGGCACGAGAUACUGGAAGUGAAGGUGCUCUCCAUGGUGAAGCAGUCGGAGCUGUUCGACAGGUGGAAGAGCCUCCAGAUGUGCAAAUGGGCCAUGAACAUCUCCGAAGCCAACCAGUUCAAGUCCACUCUGUCCAGGUGCUGCAAUGCCCCAGCCUUCCUCUUCACCACCCAGAAGAACACGCCACUGGGCACGAAGCUCAAGUACGAGGUGGACACCAGCGGCAUCUACCACAUCAACCAGGAGAUCUUCCGCAUGUUUCCCAAGGAUAUGCCCUACUACCGGUCCCAGUUUAAGAAGUGUGCGGUGGUGGGCAACGGAGGCAUCCUCAAGAACAGCCGCUGCGGGAGGGAGAUCAACAGUGCUGACUUUGUCUUCCGGUGCAACUUACCCCCCAUCUCAGAGAAGUAUACCGUGGAUGUGGGGGUGAAGACGGACGUCGUCACGGUGAACCCCAGCAUCAUCACGGAAAGGUUCCACAAGCUGGAAAAGUGGCGGCGGCCCUUCUACCGCGUGCUGCAGGUGUACGAGAACGCGUCGGUGCUACUGCCCGCCUUCUACAACACGCGCAAUACCGACGUGUCCAUCCGCGUCAAGUACGUGCUGGAUGACUUCGAGUCGCCGCAGGCCGUCUACUACUUCCACCCGCAGUACCUGGUCAACGUGUCGCGCUAUUGGCUCAGCCUGGGGGUGCGCGCCAAGCGCAUCAGCACCGGCCUCAUUCUGGCCACCGCAGCGCUUGAGCUGUGCGAGGAAGUGCACCUGUUCGGCUUCUGGGCCUUCCCCAUGAACCCUUCGGGCCUCUACAUCACGCACCACUACUACGACAACGUCAAGCCGCGCCCCGGCUUCCACGCCAUGCCCUCCGAAAUCUUCAACUUCUUGCACCUGCACAGCCGCGGCAUCCUCCGCGUGCACACGGGCACCUGCGGCUGCUGCUGAUGUGGCCACGUCGGGCUGCCCGCCCACAACCGAACCACCUCUCCUCCUCUCUCUUCUGGCGGGACUGGGGGCGCUUGGCCUGGCAGUGCAGGGACCUGGUGAGCAGGCUGUCGCUCCCUCAAGUAAUUGAGCUUUGUGCUUGGAUCCUGGGGCGGGAAGACAGGGCUGGGGCGCUCUGCAGGGUGCUUUCUGCUGGGCACAGCCCCAAAUCAGGGGCCUCGGGAUUGCAAAGGAAUAAAGCACAUUUCCCCUCAAUUUUAGCUUGUGAGAGAGCACAGACUGAAGUGGUCUUGUGGCUGAAGGAUGACCCUAAGGACCAGAGGGAGGAAACAGGACAUCUGAGCACAGUCAAGAUUUCAUUCAGGCCUUUGGACUCUUGACUUUUAUACCAAGGACUAGCCAUGGAUUACCAUCUCAGAGCUUAGAGGCCAACCAGUGGCCAGAUCUUCCAGUGAAGAAAGAGCCAUUCAGAGCUCUUGGGGUGAGCACCCCAGCUGCACCCAGCGGAGACCUGGAUUAUUAUCUUCCCUGAGAGCCAGUGGCCAAAGACAGCCACACCUUUCCAAACACACCUUGGGACACACACAGUCUUGGUGCCCCUAGGUUCCAUCCUGCAUUUGACCUCUUGAUGAGAAGGAAAUAAAACAGGCCAGCCAUUUGCA
Messenger RNA from Marmota monax (woodchuck), 3181 nucleotides. RefSeq names its product ST8 alpha-N-acetyl-neuraminide alpha-2,8-sialyltransferase 5 (gene St8sia5). NCBI's taxonomy places the organism in Eukaryota, Metazoa, Chordata, Mammalia, Rodentia, Sciuridae. The transcript is spliced from 9 exons. Gene Ontology annotation, molecular function: alpha-N-acetylneuraminate alpha-2,8-sialyltransferase activity. Bases 1134 to 2519 code for a protein of 461 amino acids. Gene Ontology annotation, biological process: oligosaccharide metabolic process; N-glycan processing. The record is from RefSeq and is a predicted model, not a curated record.